Polychytrium aggregatum is the source of this 1700-nucleotide messenger RNA. RefSeq lists its product as uncharacterized. Gene Ontology annotation, biological process: regulation of transcription by RNA polymerase II. Gene Ontology annotation, cellular component: mediator complex. The transcript is spliced from 4 exons. The coding region runs from base 120 to 1247 and encodes 375 amino acids. The record is from RefSeq and is a predicted model, not a curated record. Lineage: Eukaryota; Fungi; Chytridiomycota; Chytridiomycetes; Polychytriales. Gene Ontology annotation, molecular function: transcription coregulator activity.
CCGAGCACGCAUGAGCGAGAACGAGGCGAGAACCGGGCGUGGCGGCUUCUCGGUUCUGUCGUUUCAUGCCUUGGUCGUGAUCAGCACAGCGACCGGGACCGCCUUCGAUCGCAUCCGCCAUGCCAUAUGCCUUCUCCUAUCUCGUCCCUGACCCCUCGCUGGCAACCCUCUUCCAAGACCGUCUCACAAAGGUCCUCAGCGCUCCGCUCGUUGGUCGCUUUCAGGUUCAAUGCCGGCUAUACCACUCUGUGCUUGCCAAGGGCUCGCCCGACAGCAGGGGACAGCACACUACGGCUUCCUCCCGUCCACCGGAAGAUGGCAGAGCCCUGCUAACGCCUCCAGCCGCACCCGUACCUAAGCCAGCACCGCUGGCAGCUUCUAUGAUGACACACUCGACUUCGACCGCAACAUUGCCAGAGUCGAGCUACUCGUCCGUUAUCCCCACACGACAACACACUCCUGGAGCUUUUGAGAAUGGGAUGCCUGAAGAUUCGACGAGUUUGUUGGCGCAGAUCCAUUCAUCGGCUCUGCAGCGAUCCCUGCAACGGAUGCCCUCGCCUGCUCCAGCUUCUGCGAGCCCAGCAGCAGGGUCGACCACGACGCCCAAGUCGUCCGAUCGUUCUGGGAGCCGGGUCAUGAUAUCUGUACACCACGCGAGAUUCCAGAACUCCCAUUUUUCGCUCGUCUAUCAGAAUCGAAGUUUGAUUUCCGCUGUCGAGGGUAGCUUUGAGCUUCAGCUGAUUUUGGGCAAGCUCAAGAACAUCUGGACGCUUCGCCAGAUGGCCAAGAUCGAGGGCCAAACAUACAAGACUGGAGAAUAUGUUGUGUCGAUCGGGGUUGUCGAGAUGGGGUCGUCGCCACACGCUGUUCUCAUCGAGAUCGAACACACAUCCGCAACAAACAAUGCCUGCCUUCCACAGAUCCAUGGGCUCCUGCAGAAGCUAUGCAGCGGGUCUCACAGUGUUUCGUUCGAGCGGCUGCCACACAAAAGCGACGGUCGCAGGUUCCUCCCAGCUAUUAACGCAAAGUGCGUGCCUGUGUACGAAGGGCCCGACCUGGAGCCAUAUCUCACAGCACAGCAGAGCUGGUUGGACGAGGCCCCGCUGGAUGAGUCCCAAGGUGAAAUCGAGCCACACGAAGGACGAUCGCAGGCAGCCGAGAAGCUGAAUCCCCUGCCUCGUGAUGGCAACACCUUGCGCGGGGUCUGGCAGCUGGUGGAUUUGCUGAGAAGCCAGUCUAUUCUGUAAGCCCGGCACGAAGGGAAUAUAGAGACCAAUGCAGAGUUCGGCUGGCAUGCCGUCAACAUCGAUCGGUCGACCGCACUUGACCUCAGUCGACUACACGAACCAUAUUUCCGCAGAGCAUCGCGUAGCGCAUUGCGCAGAGCCGACUACUAUGCCAGCUUGGUAGCCGCGGCACCUUGAUUUGCUGAGGUGAGCGCUCUCGAAGCCAUGUGCAGAUUAAACUUGCGAUACUUGUCGUAGAAGCUGGGGAGGAUUGAUACGCCGCAGACGCUCUUGAAUAUCGAUAUGAAGAUGACGUAGUCCGGCUUGGUCAAGUCGAUUCUAGUGGGCCCCGAGGCAGAGACAAGUCAUCAAGGACGAGGAGGGACGCCAUCGUCAGCAAGGCUCGAAGCCUAACUAACAGCAAUGAUGCACCAAGGCAGACUGGGCUUACUUGAAGUGCGUUGGGAUCAGCGC